UCUGCUCCCCUUCAGGGUAGAACUUUCUCCAUAUUGGAGUUGUGAAGGUUUGUAUUUCUUAUUAAGGAGUUGAUAAUCCUAGUUCAGUGUUCCUUCAGGCUUACUGGAUUAAUCAAGUGCUCUUCUUACAGCUCCACUAUGAACAACUGUCUAUUGGGGGAGGAGGGUUGUACCUAACAUUUCUACCUGUCUAACACAUCUUCCCCUCCUGUUCCCUCUCCCCCAUGCACACAGGGUACGUAACUCGAGUAUGUCAGGUUCGGAGAUCCCACCUGCUUUUUAACCAUGAAGGAGACAGACCGGGAGGCUGUGGCAACAGCGGUCCAAAGGGUUGCUGGGAUGCUUCAGCGCCCGGACCAGCUGGACAAAGUGGAGCAGUAUCGCAGAAGAGAGGCCCGGAAAAAGGCCUCCGUGGAGGCCAGAUUGAAGGCAGCUAUCCAGUCUCAGUUAGAUGGGGUGCGCACAGGCCUGAGCCAACUCCACAAUGCACUGAACGAUGUGAAGGACAUCCAGCGGUCCCUGGCCGAUGUCAGCAAGGACUGGAGACAGGGCAUCAACACCAUCGAGAGCCUCAAGGACGUGAAGGAUGCUGUGGUGCGGCACAGCCAGCUCGCUGCUGCUGUGGAGAACCUCAAGAACAUUUUCUCAGUGCCAGAGAUUGUGAGGGAAACCCAGGACCUCAUAGAGCAAGGGGCGCUCCUGCAGGCCCACCGGAAGCUGAUGGACCUGGAGUGCUCCCGAGACGGGCUGAUGUACGAGCAGUACCGUAUGGACAGUGGGAACACUCGUGACAUGUCCCUCAUCCACAGCUACUUUGGGAGCACGCAGGGGCUCUCUGACGAACUGGCAAAGCAACUGUGGAUGGUGCUACAGAGGUCGCUGGUCACCGUCCGCCGUGACCCCACCUUGCUGGUGUCAGUUGUCAGGAUCAUUGAAAGGGAAGAAAAGAUUGACAGGCGCAUACUUGACCGAAAAAAGCAAACUAGCUUUGUUCCUCCGGGGAGGCCCAAGAAUUGGAAGGAGAAUAUGUUUAAAAUCUUGGACAAAACUGUAAUUACCAGAAUCGAGGGCACACAGGCUGACACCAGGGAGUCUGACAAGAUGUGGCUCGUUCGCCACCUAGAAAUCAUAAGGAAGUACGUCCUAGAUGACCUCAUCGUUGCAAAAAACCUGAUGGUUCAGUGUUUUCCUCCCCAUUAUGAGAUUUUCAGGAAUCUCUUGAGCAUGUACCACCAGGCCCUGACAAUACGGAUGCAGGAGCUUGCAUCGGAAGACCUAGAAGCAAAUGAGAUUGUGAGCCUGCUGACUUGGGUUUUAAACACCUACACGAGCACAGAGAUGAUGGGAAAUGUGGAGCUGGCCCCGGAAGUGGAUGUCAGCACCCUGGAGCCUUUGCUUUCUCCAAAUGUGGUCUCUGAGCUCCUGGACACAUACAUGUCAACUCUCACUUCAAACAUCAUUGCUUGGUUGCGGAAAGCUCUAGAAACAGACAAGAAAGACUGGAUAAAAGAGACUGAGCCUGAAGCCGACCAAGAUGGGUACUACCAGACAACACUCCCGGCCAUCGUCUUCCAGAUGUUCGAACAGAAUCUUCAAGUUGCUGCUCAGAUAAGUGAAGAUUUGAAAACAAAGGUACUAGUUUUGUGUCUUCAGCAAAUGAAUUCUUUCUUAAGUAGAUACAAAGACGAAGCUCAGUUGUAUAAAGAGGAGCACCUGAGAAACCGGCAGCACCCGCACUGCUACGUCCAGUACAUGAUCGCCAUCAUCAACAACUGCCAGACCUUCAAAGAAUCCAUAGUCAGUUUAAAGAGGAAGUAUUUAAAAAAUGAAGUGGAAGAAGGCGUGUCUCUGAGCCAGCCAAGCAUGGAUGGGAUUCUGGAUGCCAUUGCAAAGGAGGGCUGCAGCAGCCUACUGGAGGAGGUCUUCCUAGACCUGGAGCAACAUCUCAGUGAGCUGAUGACAAGAAAGUGGCUGUCGGGAUCGAACGCUGUAGACAUCAUCUGUGUCACCGUGGAAGACUAUUUCAAUGAUUUUGCCAAAAUUAAAAAGCCGUAUAAAAAGCGGAUGACGGCGGAGGCACACCGGCGCGUGGUGGUGGAGUACCUGCGGGCUGUUAUGCAGAAGCGCAUCUCCUUCCGCAGCCCUGAGGAGCGCAAGGAGGGCGCCGAGAGGAUGGUCCGGGAGGCCGAGCAGCUGCGCUUCCUGUUCCGCAAGCUGGCGUCUGGAUUUGGCGAAGAUGCAGACGGGUACUGUGAUACGAUCAUCGCUGUUGCAGAAGUGAUUAAGCUGACAGACCCAUCCCUGCUCUACCUUGAAGUCUCGACUCUGGUCAGCAAAUACCCAGACAUCAGGGAUGACCACAUCGGCGCACUGCUGGCCUUGCGAGGGGAUGCCAGCCGUGACAUGAAGCAGACCAUCAUUGAGACACUGGAGCAGGGCUCCACACAGGUGAAUCCAAACUAUGUGCCCAUCUUCAGGGAAAUCAUAGUUCCCAGUCUGAACGUGGCCAAGCUCCUCAAGUAGCCUUUCAGUCUCUGUCUGACCUGUGGUUGGGGCACAUCUUCAUCCCACGAUCUUCAUUCCAUGUGUGACAUCCAGUGUGACUCAUGGUGCCGAGAGCAAGGCUGCCUGACCAACAGGUGCUCUGGUGGCGUGUUCUGACCCUCUCAUCUUGUUGUGGCCCAGCUUUGUGGGCAGGAUCCUGGCUGACUUCUGGUUCACCUCUCAUCUCCCUUCUGUAGUGUCAGCACUUCUGAUGCUGCUGUUCAAUAAAAGUAAACGCUGUGGGAAAU
This is a messenger RNA of Myotis brandtii (Brandt's bat), 2792 nucleotides long. RefSeq names its product exocyst complex component 3 (gene EXOC3). Gene Ontology annotation, biological process: exocytosis; exocyst localization. Lineage: Eukaryota; Metazoa; Chordata; Mammalia; Chiroptera; Vespertilionidae. Gene Ontology annotation, cellular component: exocyst. Gene Ontology annotation, molecular function: SNARE binding. The transcript is spliced from 12 exons. The coding region runs from base 286 to 2523 and encodes 745 amino acids. The record is from RefSeq and is a predicted model, not a curated record.